Molecule: messenger RNA, 4696 nt
Organism: Perognathus longimembris pacificus (Pacific pocket mouse)
Lineage: Eukaryota; Metazoa; Chordata; Mammalia; Rodentia; Heteromyidae
Gene: Mbnl2
Product: muscleblind like splicing regulator 2
Exons: 9
Coding region: 768-1889 (373 amino acids)
Molecular function (GO): metal ion binding
Source: RefSeq, a predicted model, not a curated record
GAAGGAAGGGCUGCAUUUCACAGCAACAGAGUUUAGACUGUCUUUGCUUCAUCAUCUGAAGGUAAAAAAAAAAAAAAAAGGAAGAAAGAAAAAAAAAAGAAAGAGAAGAAGAAAAAAAAUUAAAAAAAAAAAAAAGAAAGGAAAAAAAAAAUUCCAGAUACGGCAGGCGGCUCUUCCAGAGUACAAGAAACAAGGGGACGGGAACUAUUGAUUGGCCUGGAAAUUUCUUCCUGGUGAUGCAGUGGAGAAGAAGCGUCGGCCUCUGGAUCCUACCAGAUGUUCCUGGGGUCACCGCACAGGAGUAGGACCCGAGCUGAGCAAGAAUUUACAAAGGAAGAAGGAAAGAAAAUUCUGCUAGAAUAUGAACAUCUGAGCGGCUUGUUUUUGAGCAUCAUCUGUCACUCGGAGCACCAAAACGAAAUAUUCUCUCUGGGAAUGCCAUGGUAUUGAAGUCACUUUAUUAAACAGAGCGCUGUCUACAGAAGAAUCCAGAGACUGGGACACGGGAAGCCAGAGAUGACCCUGACCAGGCUUGUCUUGUGGCCCACAGUCUGCAAGUGGGACAUAUUGAUCCACGAGUGACCGCCUGCCAAUAAAUCCUCUCCUCAUCAACCCUGCUCUGUGCAUUAGACUUCAUUAAGCAGUUUACCACUUCACUUCGGACUUACAUGUGGGAGCUUUCACAGUAGUAGUUUGGGAGUCACUAGAACUUGGAUUGAUUGCACCCUUUAACAAAAACGAACAGAGCCCAAAAGUACGUUCUCAACAUGGCUUUGAACGUUGCUCCCGUGAGAGACACAAAGUGGCUGACGUUGGAAGUCUGCAGACAGUUUCAGAGGGGGACAUGCUCCCGCUCUGAUGAAGAAUGCAAAUUUGCCCAUCCCCCCAAAAGCUGCCAGGUCGAAAACGGGAGAGUAAUUGCCUGCUUUGACUCCUUAAAGGGCCGUUGUUCAAGAGAGAACUGCAAGUAUCUGCACCCUCCGACCCACUUAAAAACUCAGCUAGAAAUUAAUGGGAGGAACAAUUUGAUCCAGCAAAAAACUGCAGCUGCGAUGCUCGCCCAGCAGAUGCAAUUUAUGUUUCCAGGAACUCCGCUUCAUCCUGUGCCCACUUUUCCUGUAGGUCCCGCCAUUGGGACAAAUACGGCUAUUAGCUUUGCUCCUUACUUAGCACCUGUAACCCCUGGAGUUGGGUUGGUCCCAACGGAAAUUCUGCCCACCACACCCGUCAUCGUUCCAGGAAGUCCACCCGUCACUGUCCCAGGCUCAACUGCAACUCAGAAACUUCUCAGGACUGACAAAUUGGAGGUAUGCAGGGAGUUCCAGCGAGGCAACUGUGCCCGGGGAGAGACCGACUGCCGCUUUGCACACCCCGCCGACAGCACCAUGAUUGACACGAACGACAACACCGUAACCGUUUGUAUGGAUUACAUAAAGGGGCGUUGCAUGAGGGAGAAAUGCAAAUAUUUUCACCCUCCUGCACACUUGCAGGCCAAAAUCAAAGCUGCGCAGCACCAAGCCAACCAAGCCGCGGUGGCCGCCCAGGCAGCCGCGGCCGCGGCCACAGUCAUGACUCAGUCGACUGCCAAAGCAAUGAAGCGACCUCUCGAAGCAACUGUAGACCUGGCCUUUCCUCCUGGUGCUCUUCAUCCUUUACCAAAGAGACAAGCACUUGAAAAAAGCAACGGUGCCAGCACGGUGUUCAAUCCCAGUGUCUUACAGUACCAGCAGGCUCUGACCAGUGCCCAGUUGCAGCAGCACGCUGCCUUCAUCCCCACAGUACCCAUGAUGCACAGCGCUACGUCCGCCACUGUCUCUGCAGCAACAACUCCUGCAACAAGUGUCCCCUUCGCAGCAACAGCCACAGCCAAUCAGAUAAUUCUGAAAUAAUCAGCAGAAACGGAAUGGAAUGCCAAGAAUCCGCAUUGAGAAUAACUAAACAUUGUUACUGUACAUACUAUCCUGUUUCCUCCUCCAUAGAAUUGCCACAAACUGCAUGCUAAAUAAAGAUUUAGUUCUUCUGGACAGAUCACAACUCUAAGAAGUAGUGCUGCUAUAUCCAUAUAUGAGUAUUAAAUAUGGUAUGCUUAGUAUAUUCCAACCUAAGAUAGUUAACUACCUGAGACCAGCUGUGAUGUUUAAGGACAUAAAAGGAUACAGUUUACUUUUAAAAGAGUUUCUAAACAUAGUUUCUGUCCUAGGAAUAUUGUCUUAUCUCCAUAACUAUAGCAGAAAGCCCAGCCAAUAGUACUCAUUUCGAUUCAGAAUAGUUCAAAUUUAGCAAUAAACAAUUAGCAUUAGUUUAAAAAAAAAGAAAAACCUAUCCUAAGGGCAGGUUCAAUUCUAACUUGAAUCACUGCACUGUCAUAUCAUUUACUCACUGAAUCAAAGGGGAAUCUUUCACUUCUUGACAAAGUGCACGCUGCAGCGAAGAUAAGAAGUGAAGUAAAACAGAUACCUGCACCUGCAGGUCUAAAAUCGAAUGCAAGUUCAAGCACAAGUACUGGGACACAUCAGUGUGUGGGAUUUGGUUAGCAUGGAGAUGCCGCAUUGAAUCCUGUGAUUCUAGAAUGACAUUAAAUAGAUUGAAAAUGAAACUUUGCACGGUAUGAGCUUCAUACCCCACCCAACAAAGUCUUGAAGGUAUUAUUUUACAAGUAUAUUUUUAAAGUUGUUUUAUAAGAGAGACUUUGUAGAAGUGCCUAGAUUUUGCCAGACUUCAUCCAGCUUGACAAGAAUGAGAGGCCCAAGCCAACAGUUUAAUCUCAAGGAUUAGCCUUUCAAACUCACCAUCCAGUUGCCUGUUACAGAAUAACUCUUCUAAUCCAAACCUAGUCAAACAAGGAAGCUGUAGGUGAGGAGAUCUGUAUAAUAUUCUAAUUUAAGUAAGUUUGAGUUUAGUCACUGCAAAUCUGACUGUGACUUUAAUCUAAAUUACUAUGUAAACAACAAAAAAAAGUAGAUAGUUUUCACUUUUUAAAAAAAUCCAUUACUGUUUUUGCAUUUCAAAAGUUGGAUAAAGGGUUGUAACUAACUACCGCAUGGAGAAAAAAAACUAGUUCUUUUAAUUCUUUCACUUAAAGCAUAUUUUAUGUCUCAAAAGUAUAAAAAUCUUUAAUACAAGUACAUACAUAUUAUAUAUACACAUACAUAUAUACUAUAUAUGGAUAAAACAUAUUUUAAUGUUGUUUACUUUUUUAAAUACUUGGUUGAUCUUCGAGGUAAUAGCGAUACAAUUAAAUUUUGUUCAGAAAGUUUGUUUUAAAGUUUAUUUUAAGCACUAUCGUACCAAAUAUUUCAUAUUUCACAUUUUAUAUGUUGCACAUAGCCUAUACAGUACCUACAUAGUUUUUAAAUUAUUGUUUAAGAAACACAACAGCUGUUAUAAAUGGAUAUUAUGUGUAAUUGUUUAAAACAUCCAUUUUCUUUGUGAACAUUUUUAGUGAUUGAAGUAUUUUGACUCUUGAGAUUGAAUGUAAAAUAUUUUAAAUUUUGGCAUCAUCACCUACUCUGAAAAUUAGAUGCAUCAACCAUGUCUUUUUUUUUUUUUUUGGUUUGAGAAAAAAAAGAAAUCUGCAUUUUAAUUAAUGUUGGUCAAAGUCUAAUUACUAUCUGUCUUAUAUAGUAGAUCUGAUAAUCCUAUCAAAAGAAAAUCACAUUCUAAUUGUAAUCUUACCUAGUGCUUGUAUUGUUGAGUUUGUUUUUAAUUUGUGGAAAGGUAUUGUAUCUAACUUGUAUUCCUUUGAUAGUCUCAUCUUUAUGUAUUCUUGAUAUUUGUAAUUUUCUCAGCUAUAACAAUGUAGUUACGCUACAACUUGCCUAAAACAUUCAAACUUGUUUCCCUUUUUCUUUUACUUUUUAUUUGUUUAUACAUUUAACCUCAUUGAAAACAUAGUAUACAUUACUAAGAAGUAAAUUACAGGAAUCAUUGAAAUAUUUUUGUAGACUAAUUGUUAUAACAUUGUCUUUUUUUCUUUCAUUUCAUUAUUUUAAUUUUUUAAUUACUAGCACACAACUAUUUUCAGCCCUUUAAUAAUGGAGCAUCAAAAACAUCACCUGUAUCCCCAAGCAAAUAUAGAUGACUGUAUUUUUUACUACGAUAUCCAUUUUCCAGAAUUGUGAUUAUAAUAUGCAAAGAGUCAUAAAUAUGCCAUUUACAGUAAGAAGGAGGCAAGGCAAAUGCAUAGAUGUACAAAUAUAUGUACAACAGAUUUUGCUUUUUAUUUAUUUAUAAUGUAAUUUUAUAGAAUAAUUCUGGGAUUUGAGAGGAUCUAAAACUAUUUUUCUGUAUAAAUAUUAUUUGCCAAAAGUUUGUUUAUAUUCAGAAGUCUGACUAUGAUGAAGAAAUCUUAAAUGCUUUGUUUAAUUACAAAAACAAAAAAUCACCAAUAUCCAAAACAUGAAGAUAUCAAUUCAACAAAUACUGUAGUUAAGAGACUAACUGUCCACUUCUACGGGAGCCACAUUUCACUCUUGGUUUUCAGGAAAUAACAGCACUUCAUGGAAAUAUUCUUUCAGCCACAUGCCACUGGUAACAUUUCUACUAAAUCUUUCUGUAACACUUCAAAUUUUUCUCCUUAGUUCUAUAUUACAGUGUAAACAGGAGUCUAAUUUGUAUCAAUUCUAUGUUUUGGUUGUAAUAUUCAGUUCACUCACCCAAUGUACAACCAAUGAAAUAAAAGAAGCAUUUAAAAGGA